This is a messenger RNA of Glycine soja, 1116 nucleotides long. RefSeq lists its product as uncharacterized. Lineage: Eukaryota; Viridiplantae; Streptophyta; Magnoliopsida; Fabales; Fabaceae. The record is from RefSeq and is a predicted model, not a curated record. The transcript is spliced from 5 exons. The coding region runs from base 1 to 762 and encodes 253 amino acids.
AUGAGUAACGAGAAAAGUAUGGCAAACAUUCUCCUAAAUCCAUGGCAACCCUUCUUGUCCAGCACCAGUUUCAAGCCACCGAAGAAGGACAAGAUGAGUGAUCAUGGUCGUGCAAAGGCAGCAUCUGGUUCAAGGAAUCGUUUGGAAUCCAAGAAUAUUGUCAAUAGAACUUCCUCCUUUAAUUACAGAAGCAGCUCUGCUGUUCCCCUUCAUGAGUUGCCAUGGGCUUCCUUUGAUCAAUAUAUAGAGGACAAGGGAAGAGUAAUCCGAUCUAUAUUUCCAGAAAAAUCAGCAAGUCAGCUCCUCAACAGGGAAGAGUGGAGAGUUAAGAUGACUCCCAUCCAAGUCUUGUUCUUAACAUGUCAACCAGUAGCUCACAUUACAGCUAAAUGUAUAUCUGAAGCAGAUGAUUACCCACCCGAGAUUCCUGGUCAUAUCACCAAAUUCUUCGAGAUUCAAAUUACAAAGUGUGAGUUCCCAGAUCUCAAUCCUGAUUACAUGCCACCAAAUUUCAGCAUCAAUGGAAAAGGAGCCUUGUAUCUGGAAAGACAAGGAAGGCAUAUUUGGAUGAAGAAUCUUCUAGACAUUACUUUAAACAUUACUUUUCCUCCAUUGCUCUCAUGGGUUCCUGAAUACGUGUUGCAAAACAUUGUACAAUCGGUCCUCGAAAAUUACGCGGAGGAUAUCAAUAAUGGAUUUGCUGUUGGACUGUUAGCAGAUUAUAACUCGUUCAAGAGGAACAAGGCCAGAUAUUCGGUGUAAUUUUGCUUGUAGAUAUCCAUUAUUCAUGCAUGAAUCAAUUUGCGGAUUCUAAAUUUCAUAAGGUAAUUCCUAUGUUCUCCCAUCAAAAGCAAACUCAAAUAUGGCAUCUUUAUUUGGUUCGUGAUUUUGGCUUCUAUCCUAGUGUGACCUCGCCAUCAUCGCCAAUGGCUUCACAUGCUUGAGGCUCCUCAAUUAAUUUGCAUAUUUGUAAUUUAUAAAGGUCUAUUUGUCUUAUUUCUUCUUGUGUUUCUCUUAUUUGGAUUUCAAAUAUUGACUUUCUGAACUCCGAUUGUGAUUGACGGUACAUUCUACUAAUCGAAAACUAAGUGCUGAUUUAUUGUGACUGUCGAUACA